Messenger RNA from Nomia melanderi (Alkali bee), 1572 nucleotides. RefSeq names its product sodium channel protein Nach-like. Gene Ontology annotation, molecular function: ligand-gated sodium channel activity. Gene Ontology annotation, biological process: sodium ion transmembrane transport. Gene Ontology annotation, cellular component: plasma membrane. The record is from RefSeq and is a predicted model, not a curated record. NCBI's taxonomy places the organism in Eukaryota, Metazoa, Arthropoda, Insecta, Hymenoptera, Halictidae.
UCUCGCAGUUAUUGAUUCGCACUACGCUUUAAUGAACGCGAACAUGUGCGAGAUAAAUAACAGUCCGAUGAGUUUAUUAAAUAUUCAAUUAUUCGGUGAGAUGAAGUGUAGGACUAGCAAUGUUUAAUUAUGCAGCAACUGGAAUUUCCGGUAGAAAAUUCUGCGAUAUAUAACUCGAAAGUUACGAACUUCACUGUCAACGAAAUAAUCAGCGCGAUCCAGAUGCUCGGCCAUAUGUACGACCCAUAUUUCAAUGGGGACGACGACGGGGAGGCUGCAAUCACUGAAAUCCUGACACGAUACUACGGUGUACCCUACGACCUAGCUGGGAUAAUGGGAGACUUGACGCCGAGAUGCGAGGAUCUGCUAGUCACUUGCGCGUUUCACAACGAGGAGAAACAUUGUAUGGAGUAUUUCGAGGUCAGGAGAACGCACAAUGGAUUCUGUUGCACUUUCAAUUACAUUCCUGGUUACAAACAGAAACAGGGAAAUCAAGAAGUAAAACUCGUGAAGCGCGUGGGCUUAAGAUAUGGUUUAUCGGUGGGUCUGAAUCCAAUGCUGGAUGACUACUUCUAUUCUAUACUACCUAUCACUGGCUUCAAGGUGACAAUAUUUCAGCCCCGCGAUUACCCGGAUGUAAGCAGUGGCGGCAUGUCGGAGUUUCUACUCGCGCCUCAGACACGGAAGUAUGUGAAACUACGAGCGGUAGGUCAGACCAGCUCUCAUACAAUUCGAUCUUAUCCCCUCUGUCAACGUAAGUGCCUAUUCCACGACGAGAAGCGUACGAUCUUCGAAUCGUAUUCGGCCAGCGAUUGCAUCCUCGUCUGCAAGAUAGACGAUAUUUGGCAGUUUUGCAAGUGCAAGCUGUUCUUUCAUCCACAGCCUAUCGGGAAUCAAGCCUAUAAUAGGACCUGCAUAAUGGAAGACAUGCCUUGUUUGAGGAGAUACGCAAACAAGACACGUUACCUCGUGCCAUACCGGGACAAGAAUCUGGUGCGCCUGGUAAAGAAAAAUGAAACGCUGUUUUGCCACGCGUGUUACCCGGAGUGCGAUGACCUAAUUUACGAAGUCUCGGGCCAUAUAAAUUCCUUUCAACUGGAGUUAGACAGAUUCUACGAUAAUAUAACGGGUUACACUACGCUGGAUAUAUUCUUCGCUAAUACCAAUACGGUGUACUUGAGACAAAGGAGGAGUUACGAAUGGUACGACUAUUUAAGUGACAUAGGCGGCAUUUGCGGGUUUUUCCUCGGUUGCAGCCUCAUCAGCAUAGUCGAAAUCAUUUAUUAUUUCCUCCUGUUUCUAAUGGAGCUUCUGAUGCCACCGUCUGAACCGGAAACAGAGGAGGAAGCUGGAACUCCGCGUAAACAGCUUCCGAUGCAAAGUCUCUAUUUCAACGAGCUGCUUCCGCGGCCGAGGACUGUGCAAGAAGAUUUUUAACGAUAUCGGAACCCGCAUUAAAGUAAACAGUUUUACUUACCUAUGACACUUAUUCACCGCUUAGAGCGCAAUAAAUUUAAUCACAUAGAAAAGUGUAGCAUUGAAACGUGUUCCAUAAAUCACUUAUCUUCUACG